Cimex lectularius (bed bug) is the source of this 1740-nucleotide messenger RNA. RefSeq names its product F-actin-capping protein subunit alpha (gene cpa). Gene Ontology annotation, molecular function: actin filament binding. NCBI's taxonomy places the organism in Eukaryota, Metazoa, Arthropoda, Insecta, Hemiptera, Cimicidae. The coding region runs from base 163 to 1026 and encodes 287 amino acids. The record is from RefSeq and is a predicted model, not a curated record. Gene Ontology annotation, biological process: actin cytoskeleton organization; barbed-end actin filament capping. The transcript has 2 exons. Gene Ontology annotation, cellular component: actin cortical patch; F-actin capping protein complex.
AGUCAUGAUGCUCAUGAUCAGGUCUGUGGUACAGUCUUACAAUUCCACCCUGCUUUUACGGUUUAUCCUUUAUGUAUAGGCUAACAGAAAAUUCUUAGUUGGGUGUGCUUUUGCUACGUAUCGAGUGCUUGACUGGUGGAAUUACGUUAGCGAGUAUUAAAAAUGACUCUGGACGGAGAAGAGACCAUAUCGGAUCAAGAGAAACUUAAAAUCGUUUCUAACUUCAUACUCCACUCGCCCCCGGGUGAAUUCAACGAAGUCUUCAACGACGCCAGGUUCCUGUUGAAUAACGACACCUUGUUGAAAGAAGGGGCCCUAGGCGUGUUCGCCCAGUAUUGUAAAGAUCAGCUGACACCGGUCAAGAUAAAAAACGGCGAUUUCCCAGUAUUAAUAACAGAACACAACGAUUUAGGGUCUAACAGGUAUUACGACGCCCGGACAAAGCAAUCUUUUAAGUAUGAUCCACUUAGACGGGAGACGUCCAACUACGAUACGUGGGAGCCCCAAGUCGGUACUGAGAAGUGGAGGGCCGCUUUGGAAACUGAGCUCGACGAGUAUAUUGCAAAUCACUACACGAAAGGUACGUGCAGUGUGUUUUCAAAAAAAGAAGACGGGAAAAUCAGCUUAGUCGCUUGCAUAGAAGCGCACCUUUUCCAGCCGAAGAAUUGCUGGAACGGCUGCUGGAGAUCGCAGUGGUUAGUCGUGUUCGAUUCCGACACUGCACAGGUCAAAGGUGUGCUCAAAAUACAAGUGCAUUACUAUGAAGACGGCAACGUACAGCUUGUCAGCUCUAAAGAAGUCGUUCACAGCUUGAACGUGAGUGACGAAGAUCAACUCGCUAAAGAUCUUGUUAAGAUUUUCGAAGAAUCGGAAGGAGACUAUCAAAACGCGAUUUCGGACAACUACGGCACGAUGUCAGACACUACUUUCAAAGCUCUCAGGCGUCAACUCCCUGUUACAAGAUCCAAGAUCGACUGGAGUAAAAUGGUAUCCUAUAGCAUUGGUAAAGAAUUGAAACCGCAGUGACUACCUAUUGUAUAUAAAUACAAUAAUAAUAUUAAUGUUUUCAUAUGCAUAUAUAUAUAUAUAUAAAUACACACACACAUAUAUAUAUACAAAUAUGUAUAUGUAUAUAUUAUAUAUAAAUAUUAUUUUAUUACGUAUAUAAUUUAUUAAUGAUAUUAUUUCUCAAAGUUGUUAUAUUUAGCCUCUUAUUUGCUUUUUAAUUACACCUUCAAUUCUAACAAAACUAAGAAAAUUAAAACUUAUGUUACAUUCAUAUGAGUAUACAUAUAUAUUUAUGUAUGUAUGUAUGUAUACAUAUAUAUUUAUGUAUGUAUGUAUACAUAUAUAUUUAUGUAUGUAUGUAUACAUAUAUAUUUAUGUAUGUAUGUAUACAUAUAUAUUUAUAUAUGUACGUAUGAAUGUUAUGGAGUUAUGUUAUAUUUUAGGACUGAGUGUCACUGGUGAUGGAUUUACAUGAUUGUAGCAGUUACGUUAUUUUUUUCUUUUUCUUAUUAGUUUAUACAAUUUUGUAAUCAAAUUUAUUUUUCUGAGUUUGAUUUUUGAAUUAUUGCUGUUAUUGAAAAUUUUGCUGCCCAAGUUUUCAGGGAACAGAAGUUUGAUACUCAGCAAAAGAUUGUCUAUUUGUAUAUUGGAUAAACAUCAUAACCCCAUGUAUUAAAUUGCAUUGUUUUUGUUAUGUAAUUAUAUUUGAAUAAAUUUAUUUGAAAUUGAUAA